This is a messenger RNA of Olea europaea var. sylvestris, 1100 nucleotides long. Its product is annotated as zinc finger protein WIP6. Gene Ontology annotation, molecular function: DNA-binding transcription factor activity. The transcript is spliced from 2 exons. Gene Ontology annotation, cellular component: nucleus. Bases 92 to 931 code for a protein of 279 amino acids. NCBI's taxonomy places the organism in Eukaryota, Viridiplantae, Streptophyta, Magnoliopsida, Lamiales, Oleaceae. The record is from RefSeq and is a predicted model, not a curated record. Gene Ontology annotation, biological process: anatomical structure development; regulation of gene expression.
UUAUUUAUGGUCUGUCUACUGCCUAAAACUUUUCUCCCCCAAAACCUAAACAUUAAAGUUUUGCCAUCCCAAAAUCAUAAACUAUAUCGCCAUGCGCAGUCAUUCGUCCUCUCCAUACAUUAUAUCUUCUAGUGAGAGUUUCUGUGAUGAAGAAGAUGAUGAUUCAACCCUACUUUCACUUGGCCCUCCAGGCCAAAAGUACCACAACAUAUACCAUGACUAUAACCAGACCCAGAGCUUCCAAAACAGAAAUGAAAUUGGAGUAACAGUGGCUCUUCAUAUUGGUCCACCAAAUAGUAAUUCAGGAACCACUUCUUCCGGAAACCCUACUGAAAUGGGGAGACAUGCUGAAGGGCAGUAUUGGAUUCCCACACCGGCCCAAAUCCUUGUUGGUCCGACCCAGUUUUCUUGCUCCGUCUGCCAAAAGACUUUCAACAGAUAUAACAACAUGCAGAUGCAUAUGUGGGGGCAUGGAUCAGAAUACAGAAAGGGCCCGGAAUCACUUAGAGGAACAAAAGCAGCCUCCUCUAUACUGAGAUUGCCUUGCUAUUGCUGUGCUGAGGGUUGCAAGAACAACAUAGAGCACCCAAGUUCAAAGCCAUUGAAGGAUUUUAGGACACUCCAAACACACUACAAACGAAAGCACGGUUCGAAGCCUUUUGGAUGCCGAAAAUGCAAGAAACCAUUCGCCGUCCGGGGCGAUUGGAGGACCCAUGAGAAGAAUUGUGGGAAGCUGUGGUUUUGCAUCUGUGGUUCUGAUUUCAAGCACAAAAGAUCACUCAAAGAUCAUGUCCGUUCAUUUGGAGAUGGCCAUGCACCGCAUAGUGACAACCUCUACUCCUAUGUUCAUGAGGGUGAAGAAGAAGAGGACGAAGAAGGUAAUGAUGAAGAAUAUAGAAAUGGAGGAUAUGUUCCUGCAGGUUUGAAUUGAAAUUCAACCAUGUGAAAAAAAUUAACCCUUUGUUUUCAAUUUACAACUUGGAUUUAUUAGUAACUGCUUGGCUUUUGUGCGUGUUUCUGAGAGAGAGACAAUGGAAGAAGACAAAUAGUACAGUGAAAGCCAUGGUUCUAUGCAUUAAUAUUUCAAGUGCCAGUUUAAU